Messenger RNA from Angiostrongylus costaricensis, 1290 nucleotides. The record is from the annotation of a GenBank genome assembly. Lineage: Eukaryota; Metazoa; Nematoda; Chromadorea; Rhabditida; Metastrongylidae.
AUGGCGAAUCCAGAAAGCGAAUCACUGCGUAGUUCUGAGAAUCUUUCAAAAGACGAGUUAACGUCAGAGUUUGAUUAUAUUCGUAUAAAAUGGUUUAUUCAGGAUGACGGAAAAGGCUUAGCCAAGUCUCUGACGCUUUUUAAUGGAGUCUCGAUAAUCAUUGGUUGUAUUAUAGGAUCUGGGAUAUUCGUUAGUCCUACAGGUGUACAAGAGAAGGCGGGUUCCGUUGGGCUUUCACUGAUUAUCUGGGUUGUGUGUGGAAUCUUCGCUGGCAUUGGUGCUUAUUGCUAUGCUGAACUAGGAACAUUAAUUCAUAAAUCUGGUGGAGAUUAUGCAUACAUCAUGGAAGCUUUUGGAUCAUUUUUGGCAUUUGUUCGAUUGUGGAUAGAAAGCAUAGUUGUAAGCGUGGUUACAGGCAAGCCCCAGUAUUAUGAAUCAUUCGAAAACAUUUUCGAGAACACUGCCCGGGAUUUCAAGACUGCAUCGCUUGCUUUCUAUUCUGGUUUAUUUGCAUAUCAGGGUUGGAACUAUCUGAACUUCAUUGUUGAAGAACUUCAAAAUCCGAAAAGAAACCUUCCUCUAUCAAUUGCCAUAUCGUGUACUACUGUUACCGUCAUCUACACUUUUACGAACAUCGCACUUUACACAGUAAUUACCCCUGACGAAAUGCUCGCAAGUCCAGCUGUUGCUGUGUUGUUUGCGGAAAAAAUGUACGGUAGUUUUGCUUUCAUUAUGCCGGUUUUUGUUGCAUGUUCAACGAUAGGCUCCGCUAAUGGCGUCAUAUUCACGAGUUCACGGUUAUUCUUUGUUGGCGCUCGUGAAGGACACAUGCCUCAAAUAUUGACGAUGAUCAAUAAAACUACAAGGACUCCUAUCCCUGCUGUGGUCUUCACUGGUCUUCUAUCCCUCGCCUACUUGGGAUUAUCUGACAAUGUAUUCUCCUUGAUUAAUUAUAUUCAAAUUAGUUACUGGCUCGCCAUCGCAGCAGCUACAGCUGCACUGUUUUGGCUUAGAAAAACGAUGCCUAAUGUCACUAGACCAAUCAAGGUUAACCUGAUCUUUCCUGUUAUCUUCUUUUUGGGUUGUUGCGCUCUGGUUAUUGUGCCCAUUGUUGGGGCUCCAAAAGAUACAGCAAUCGGUUUGCUUAUCAUGUCCACAGGAGUACCCGUCUACCUGAUUUUUAUUGCGUGGAGGAACAAACCGCGCUGUAUUAACACAGCAACUAGUACGUUAUCAUUAACCAUAAUACACUGUUUAUAUAAACCCUUAACUAUGUUAUUACUCCAAUGA